Jatropha curcas is the source of this 1130-nucleotide messenger RNA. RefSeq names its product ER membrane protein complex subunit 8/9 homolog. NCBI's taxonomy places the organism in Eukaryota, Viridiplantae, Streptophyta, Magnoliopsida, Malpighiales, Euphorbiaceae. The record is from RefSeq and is a predicted model, not a curated record. Gene Ontology annotation, cellular component: EMC complex.
GUGGGGAAUAUUCUUGCUGAGCAUAAAACAAAUCUCCGUCUACUCUAUUCUCUCCCCCCUGAGUCCACAACACAGACUUACGGAGGCCAGAUAAAAAACAAGGACAGACCCGGUGGUUUAUUGUCGCCGGCAAUUCUAAAUACCGAACUGGACGAAGGAUUAAAUUGAGAGAAUAAAAUGGGUGGUGGAGAUCUGAAAUACGAGGUGUCACAGAACGCUUACAUAAAGCUGGUGCUUCACUCCCUCAAGCACAAGUCCUCCGCCGUUAACGGGGUUUUACUCGGUCGAUCUAGUGACGACGUCGUGGAGAUCACCGAUUCCGUCCCUCUUUUUCACAACCACCUCGGGCUUCUGCCUCCUCUCGAGAUCUCCCUUAUCAUGAUAGAGGAGUAUUAUGGUGCUCAAGGAUUGGGUAUAGUGGGUUACUUUCAUGCAAAUGAGAGGUUUGAUGACGCGGAGCUUGGUAAUGUGGCCAAGAAUAUUGGGGAUCACAUUUACCGCUACUUUCCUCAAGCUGCCAUUCUCUUGUUAGAUAACAAAAAGCUUGAAGCACUACCCAAUGGGAAAGACCGGAGCCCUGUUCUGCAGCUUUAUACGAGGGAUGCAUCAAAGAACUGGAAGCUAGCUGGACCGGAUGGGGGUAAUAGAUUGAUACUGAAGGAACCAGCAGCAAAUAUUGUAUUGUUGGAUUUUAUUUCAUCCAAGAAAUGGCAGGAUGUGGUAGAUUUUGACGAUCACCUUGAUGAUAUUACCAAGGACUGGCUGAAUCCAGAACUCUUCAAGUAGUGUUUGCCUGAGAUGUUGAUUUAUAGUGGAGCAGACAUGGUUAGAAUUACAAUGACAUGGAUAGGCAAAAAGGCUCUGUUUUCUUGUUCAGGAGUAAAUUUUGUAGCAUGUAUCAACUGAAUUAAGUUUUGAAGUCUCUCGACAAAUAACUCUUUGUCUUCUUGAUGGCGAUAGCCUUGUUGAAGCUAUGGAUUUAAAAUUAAUACUUGACAUGUUUAGAAUUAAUAGUUUCCAGGACUUGUGAACAUGGAUGCAUGUUGUGUUCAGAAGAUUAAUUUGACGAUAGGGGAAAGUUUAAUUCUUAGUUUAAUACCUAUGAUAGAUCACAGGACUAUUUUGCCGAA